This is a messenger RNA of Triticum dicoccoides, 1582 nucleotides long. Its product is annotated as glycolipid transfer protein 3-like. Gene Ontology annotation, biological process: ceramide transport; intermembrane lipid transfer. Gene Ontology annotation, cellular component: cytoplasm; membrane; cytosol. Bases 474 to 1337 code for a protein of 287 amino acids. NCBI's taxonomy places the organism in Eukaryota, Viridiplantae, Streptophyta, Magnoliopsida, Poales, Poaceae. The record is from RefSeq and is a predicted model, not a curated record. The transcript is spliced from 6 exons. Gene Ontology annotation, molecular function: ceramide 1-phosphate binding; ceramide 1-phosphate transfer activity.
UCGCGGGCGUCCGUUUUAUCGCUCCAGUCUCCCCUCUAUUUGUUUUGGCAUUUGUGUUCAGGCAUCACCAUCAUCAUGACUAUAAAUAAACAGUGGCGCGAUUUAUCAUAUAAGUCGAGCCUAAGCUUAUCGCGAUGCAGAAGUACGACUGCUCUGUCUGCACAGAUGAGGGUGCGGGAGAAUUUUGCCGCGUAGAGUUUUCUACUAUUGCUUAAACAAAGGGCGUGCUUAGCACCCAGUAGGAGAGGAUUGAGUGUACCUACAGGGCUUCCAUGCCAUUCUAUUAUUAGCUCUGCCAAAGUCUCGAGCUCUGCCACCGCCUCGUCUGGAGCGGAUUGGGCAGCCACGGUGGUGUUUGACUUCGACCCUCUCUCAUCUCUCCCUCUCCCUCCGAAGUCUUGACCCGAGCAAGAAGUAGGCUUCCCCAUGGCUUGCUGUUAGUUUGGGUCGGCACUCAUGUGCAAGGGGCUUUGAUGAUGGUGGAGAGGAAGAGAGAUGAGGGAGAAGCAAUGGCCAUGAACGGGCCGCGGCAGGAAGGAGAAGCAGAAGCCGCUGCGGCACCGGCAACGGCAGUGACAGGAGAGAAGGGAGAGGGAGAGAGGGAUGACGGAGAAAGGGCCGACGGCGAGGAGCGGAAGGAGGAGAGCGAGGAGGAAGAAGAGGAGGAGGAGAAGAAAGACAAGGUGGAGCUGGAAGAGUGGUCCGAGCUAAGGCUGGCGAUCGCGGAGCUGUCCCCGAUCAGCCGGCGCGGCGGCAAGCUGUGCUCCUCGCCUCCCACGCUGCCCUUCCUCGGCCUCUCCCACCUCCUCCUCCGGCUCCUCGAUAAGAUUGGUCCGACAAUGGCAGUGCUGCGGCUCGACGUCCAACGGAACAUCGAGAGGCUGCAGGAGCUAUACUUGCAGGACCCAUCCAAAUACUCCACUCUGACGGCGAUGGUGGAGAAAGAGACCGACGACGGCACCGUGAGGAAGGCCGAUAGCUGUGCAAGGGCUAUUCUAUGGCUCACUAGAUCCAUGGAUUUCUCUGUUGCACUGUUACAGAGACUGGAGGAGGAGGAGGAGGGUUCUGAUCAGCAGAGCCUUGCACAGCUUGUAGAAGCUGCGUACAAGGUCUCUCUCAAGCCGUGGCAUGGCUGGAUUUCUUCCGCGGCAUGCAAGAUCGCAUUGAAACUCAUCCCUGAGAGGGCGAUCUUCGUCGGCUGGCUCAUGGGGGAAAACCAGAGUUACAGUCUCCCCAAGCUCGAGAUUGAGAAGCUCGUCCAGCUGCUCCAGCCCUUUCUCGACGACAUCCAUGCCAUGCUGGCCAAGUUCAAACUGGACAGGCUGAAGUCGACCUGAGGGUGAAUGCUAAGAUGGUCUCCAUUUUCAAAUUCCACUUCUGUGAAUACCGCCUUGGUUUGUAUGCGUACAUGUUUCUCUUUUUUGAGCUGCCCGUGCUCGUGCGCCUCACUCUGUAAAUAGGUCUUCAUGUAGGGUAGGACUAGAUUUGUAGCGCUCCUUGCGGGUACGAGUUCUGCCUAGUCAAUGUACUUGUCCAUCUUUCUACCCUCAGUAAAUUGCAUUUUCCACCGGCUUUGUUUGUA